CCGGGUAGCGCUCGCUACGCUUCGCCCCUCACCCCUGGCCCCAGCUCACAGAAUGGACCAAUAGGGUGCAUUUUUUUUACCGUGUUACACUGGGGUCCUACCAAACGCUAUAAAAUUCCUCCACCAUUUCCCCCCCACCCCUCACCGCACCCAGCUGCUGCGCCGCUACGCAACCGCAGCCUCAGCCUCAGGAGCUAGCGUUCAACUCAGAAAGGAGGGCAGAGCAUCGAGGAAUGGCGUAGGAGCUCCUCCUGGGCCUCGGCGGCACGCAUGCGCGCGCGCCCCACAGGACGUCGGAGGCGGGCUUGGAAAGGGGGGUGGUCUCGCGCGGUCUCAGGGUGGAGUUCCUGGCGGCAGAGACGGCGAGCGACGGGAGAGGAAGGCUGGCAUUUCUUGGUCUUCGCCGGCGGAGAAGGCGGGGACGCGGAGGAAGAGUUCUGUAGUUUCUAGUUCUGGAUCUUGUAUCCUAAGGGCCGACCGAACCUGUGGCUUGGCGGAUUCGGCGGCCCACGGGAGGAGCUGGAGGGUCAGCUGCGGCGGAGAUUUCCUUCAUGGAAAGAGCCUUGUAAUAUGAUUAUGAAGUUUCUGUUUCAAGAAGUUUCUUCUGGAAUAAAAAUGGAUUUUAUAUGGCAGAAUCAAAAUAAUUGUUUUUUUAUAUAAAAAAAGUGGUGCAUAUUUUAAAUAAAUAAUCAUGACAACUUCCCAUAUGAAUGGGCAUAUUACAGAUGAAUCAGACAUUGAAGUAAAAAAUGUUGAUCUGACAUCUCCAGAAGAACCUCAGAGACAUCGAGAGAUGGCGGUUGAUUGCCCUGGAGAUUUGGGAACUAGAAUGAUGCCAGUGCGUCGAAGUACACAACUAGAACGAAUUCGCCAGCAACAGGAGGACAUGAGGCGUAGGAGAGAAGAAGAAGGAAGAAAACAAGAACUAGACCUUAAUUCAUCCAUGAGACUUAAGAAACUAGCACAAAUCCCUCCUAAAAUUGGUAUAGAUAAUCCUAUUUUUGAUACUGAAGAAGGAGUUGUCUUGGAGAGUCCUCAUUGUGCUGUGAGGAUAUUAGAAGUAGAAGACCUGUUCUCUUCACUCAAGCAUAUUCAGCAUACUUUGGUAGACUCCCAGAGCCAGGAUGACAUUGCUCUGCUUUUACAACUUGUACAAAAUACUGAUUUCCAGAAUGCAUUUAAGAUACACAAUGCUGUCACAGUGCAUAUGAGUAAGGCCAGCCCUCCAUUUCCUCUCCUCUCCAAUGCACAAGACCUUGCACAGGAGGUUCAAGCAGUUUUGAAACCAAGCCAUCAGAAGGAAGGACAGGAAUUAAAUGCUUUGCUAAAUGCUCCUCACAUUCAGGCACUCUUAUUAGCCCAUGAUAAGGUUGCUGAACAGGAAAUGCAGCCAGAGUCCACUACAGAUGAGAAAAUUUAUGAGAGUGUUGGCCAGUAUGGAGGGGAGACUGUAAAAAUAGUUCGUAUUGAAAAGGCUCGAGAUAUUCCAUUGGGUGCUACCGUUCGUAAUGAAAUGGAUUCUGUGAUCAUUAGUCGGAUAGUAAAAGGAGGUGCUGCAGAAAAAAGUGGACUAUUACAUGAAGGAGAUGAAGUUCUGGAGAUUAAUGGCAUUGAAAUUAGGGGAAAAGAUGUCAAUGAGGUUUUCGACUUGUUGUCUGAUAUGCAUGGCACACUCACAUUUGUACUGAUUCCUAGCCAGCAUAACAAGCCCCCACCUGCCAAAGAAACAGUGAUCCACGUGAAAGCUCAUUUUGAUUAUGAUCCUUCUGAUGACCCCUAUGUUCCUUGCCGAGAAUUAGGUCUGUCUUUUCAAAAAGGAGAUAUACUUCAUAUCAUAAGUCAAGAAGAUCCUAACUGGUGGCAGGCCUACCGAGAAGGAGAUGAAGAUAAUCAACCUCUGGCAGGACUUGUUCCAGGGAAAAGCUUCCAGCAACAAAGAGAAGCCAUGAAACAAACUAUAGAAGAAGACAAGGAACCAGAAAAAUCAGGAAAAUUGUGGUGUGCAAAAAAGAAUAAGAAGAAAAGAAAAAAAGUUUUGUAUAAUGCCAACAAAAAUGAUGAUUAUGACAAUGAAGAGAUACUAACUUAUGAGGAAAUGUCACUUUAUCACCAGCCAGCAAAUAGGAAAAGGCCUAUCAUCUUGAUUGGCCCACAGAACUGUGGCCAAAAUGAACUUCGUCAGAGGCUUAUGAAUAAUGAAGUUGAUCGAUUUGCAGCUGCAGUUCCCCAUACAACUCGGAGUAGACGAGACAAUGAAGUAGCUGGCAGAGAUUACCACUUUGUUUCACGACAAGCUUUUGAAGCAGAUGUAGCUACUGGAAAGUUUAUUGAACAUGGUGAAUUUGAAAAAAAUUUGUAUGGUACCAGCAUAGAUUCCGUGAGGCAGGUGAUCAACUCGGGCAAAAUAUGCCUUUUAAAUCUUCGUACACAGUCUUUGAAGAGCCUUCGGAAUUCAGAUUUGAAGCCAUAUAUUAUCUUCAUUGCACCCCCUUCUCAAGAAAGGCUUCGUGCAUUAUUGGCCAAAGAGGGCAAAAAUCCAAAGCCAGAAGAAUUGAGAGACAUUAUUGAGAAAACUAGAGAAAUGGAGCAGAACAAUGGCCACUACUUUGACACUGCAAUUGUGAAUUCAGAUCUUGAUAAGGCCUAUCAGGAGUUGCUUCGAUUAAUUAACAAACUUGAUACUGAACCUCAGUGGGUACCCUCCACCUGGCUGAGGUGAAAAAAAUAAUCAUUCCAUAGCAUGAGCGUGCUUUUCUCUGGCAAACUGCCAACAAGGAAAAUUGCCUCCAUACUUUUAAUGAAAGUAUUAGGUGGCCAACAGUCUCUUAUACCUCUGUUUUUAUAUCUCUUAUGUUAAUAUGAUUGGACAAAGGCAUUCUGGCUGUUGGUGAACAGUGUUCUUUACUCAUUGUUAUAGGGAUUCUUUACUCAUUUUUGGAUUAUAAAUGUUACUCUUUAGACAAAGCAAUCCCAUUUUAAUUAUGAAAAUCUUUGAAUCCUGUUUUUACUUAACUAAAUCUUUUUUCUAUCCAGUCACAUUUCCAUAAAUGUAAUGCGUGUGCAUACAUGUAUAUAUACAAUCCAUGUCACAUAGUUAUAAAUAUUGAUGUUAUUUAACACUAAAGAAUUUACCGAGUAGAAUCUUUGGCCCUUUUAGAAUAUGUCUCUCAAGUAUAGGGCAGGACUGGUUGUGGUUAUUAGAAGCCCUUUUUUAAAAAAAUAAAAAAAAGGCAAAAAUACACUGAUUUUAUUUUCCUUUUUUAAAAAAGAUAUGCUACUUUCAUCUGGUUCUACCCUGUUAGGCUUGAAUACAUUUUAAAGCUUAUUUUAUUUUCUCAUAUACUAUACUCUAUUUUGACAGUACUAUAAUUUGGCUAAUAUUUAUAAUGUAAAUAUUUAAAAAUUUUGAUCUUUUCAGAACAAACUUUAUAUGUUAGACUUAACUUCACCUUCAGCAACCUUGAGUCCAGUGAAAGACUAUAUGGUUGGUAUUUUAAGUGUGAAUAUUUUAUGUACCUCUCUCUUCUCUUUAUUUUAUACACCAACCUAUUUGGGAACUUCUUCCUUCCUCUGAUCUGAGUACAACAGAAGAUAUAAGUUACAUUAUUGUGGAAGAUGUUCAUAGGGAAUGUGAUUUUUUUUUAAUAAAAUGGGUUUCUUCCUCAUAAUGCAAGUAACUUUAUUUUUUUAAAAAUAUAUGAGGAUACUGAAUACUAGAUGUCUUAUAUUUUAAUAUAUGAGCAUAGCAUUUCUUGUUACUAUUAUGGGUAAUAAACUGGAACUGAUUACUGAAUAUAGCUGCUAUACUGUAAACUAAUAUUUAAUAGAUCGAGCAACAAUUGACGUCCACUUGCUCAAUAUUGGAGUAAAAUUAGUUAAAUCCUGGUGAAAUACUGUAAAAGUUGACUUUGAGAUCAGAAGGAAAGGAAGACCUGAAAGUCAUUUGAAUAGCACUUUAGGAAAACAGCAUUGGAAAAAUUACUAUUAAAUGUACAGAAACAUGAAUUUUGUCCUAGCUUUGUCUUGCCCUGUAAGACCAGAAUACCACUUCAGGCUACAUCCAGAGUUUGUAUUACUUAAUCUUGAGGCUUGCUCUGUAGCUGCCCAUCUUUACAAUAUUAGUAUUAGCAUGGAAAGGCGGUUUUUAGUCUCUUCAUCUUUUAGGAGGCAAUAUGUGAUUCAGGUGAAGAGGUAAAGGAGAGCGGGGACAAAACAUAAAAUGUGAAUGUUAAUUUUCCUUUUUAAUAACUUUUUAGCUGCAAUAUUUCCUCAUUUCCAAAACUAAACACUGGAAUGAAGUUGACUUGGAGCUUAAUUUAACAUAAGCUGUUAAAAUUUUAAUGGAUUGGUUUAUCACAUUGUCUUGUGUAUAUAUUUGAUUUUUCUCUUUGCUAUACUUGUAAUAGAAAACUCUAGGUAGUCUGUCUACAUUACUUUUUAGGGGGGGGUCAAAUUCAAUAGCCUUUAAAUUGACUGGAAUGGUAUAUUGCAUGGAAAUAUUUUUAAAAAAUAUUUUUCCUUAAUAUGCAGUUGUUAAAGAGAUUUGAUAAAUCCUUUUUUCAUCAAGUCUUGAGAGACCACAGCUAACAUCUUGCCUAAGAAAAUGGAAUGAAAAGGAAGCACAGAUUGAAUUUGAGGACAAAAAUUAGAAGUUUUACUUUGCACUUAACUCUCCAAAUCUCUACAACUUUACUUUGUUCUCAGGAAUUACAAGUGGAGAUCAUAUGGCCUGCGUUAACAUUUUGAUGGCUCUAAGGAUUAAGACUGGUACUGUGCAGCGUUAUCAUAUAUAGGGAUGGUCUUAGAGUUUAUAAUACCACUAUGUAUGUAUAUUGUGGCUUGCCCUGGAGUUGAAUGAAUAUGGAGUCUUUGCAUAAAAUGGCACUCCUGCUACUCUACCCUUCCUGUGCUGCACUGCAGCUUAGGUAUACUUUUAGGAAUAUUUGACAAAACAUUUGUCUCCGAUAAGACCUCAUGUUUCCUUUGCCACUCCCGCUCUCUCCAUAUGGCAGUGGUUGAUGAGCAGGGUAGGUUCUCGGAUACUUUCUCCAUCCAUGUCUUAACUUGCUUUCAGUACAUAAAGGAUGUGAAAACUUGCUAAAACAUUUUUUUGCUGAUUUUCUCAGUCUCCUUAGGCAACUGAUGAGAAAGAAUUUGUACUUCAAAUCAGAAUGCAGCCUUGAUUCAUACAAUUAUCUGUCCAAACUUCAUUUCCAGUCUUCUCUGUGCUUUUGUUCUGAUUUGAAUUCCCUUAUCCGGGAAUUGAGAACCCUCUAUUUUUUAAGAGAAAAUUGUCCCUUGGAUCUCAGAUGUAUACAUUAUUGUAAGAAAUGUUUCCUAUACAAAAAUUUUAGUAGAUUAUAACUUUAAUUUCCAACUGAUUCAGGAGGGAGACUUUUGACAUUUUGAUCAAUCCAGGUUUGCUUUCCAUGAAAAUUUAAUAUCUGGAUACCCUCCCUCUCUAAUGAUAGCAUUAACAAUUAUUAAUAUGAAUGUAACUAUGUUUUCAAAAUAUGAACCCCAGGGACUUUGCCUUAGUAGAGGUAAUUUUCCUGAAACCUGUGGUUAACCCCACUGUACUUUUCUACCCUGUAACUGCACUGUGUAUUUUAUGAAAUGUCAUAAACUGCACAACACCAUAAUGUAAAAAAUGUAAAAUUAUAUUUCUAGAUUUCAAAUAAAAAUCACCAUAUCUUAUUUGUUAUAA
Monodelphis domestica (gray short-tailed opossum) is the source of this 5707-nucleotide messenger RNA. It is a transcript of the gene PALS1, whose product is annotated as protein associated with LIN7 1, MAGUK p55 family member. The record is from RefSeq and is a predicted model, not a curated record. Gene Ontology annotation, molecular function: protein binding. Lineage: Eukaryota; Metazoa; Chordata; Mammalia; Didelphimorphia; Didelphidae.